AUGUGCGGCACUUGGAGUCUUCGAGGCAAGCCAAAGGCCCCCGACACGGUGUCGAAUCCUCUUGAGCGGAGGCUCUCGGACACUCGGACGUGCGUGAGCUGCCUCGGUGUCGGUUGCCCUCCAGGGACUCCGAUCCACGGCUGGCCCGUCCUCCUCGUGGUGUCGUGCGGCCACGUCUUCUGCAAGUCCUGCGUCGCUAAGCGCUGCUCGAUGGGGGUCCGCGACCGGUCGAUGGUGCCGGCGCACUGCUGCGGACUGGAGUUCCCGAUCGAGUACGUCAAGGACGCGCUCGAACCCUCGGGCUUCGAGACGUACACGCGGUUCCUGAGCGAGCGCGAGUGGCAGUCGACCAGCCUCCGCUCGGACGUCGAGUACGCCAAGAUGGUCAAGCUGCUCGGGGGCAUGCAGUGUCCGCGCUGCGGUGUCGGCGUCCUCAAGCUCUCGGGGUGUGAGCAUAUGAGGUGCUUCUGCGGCACCAACUUCACCUACAGAGGCCGUUGA
Molecule: messenger RNA, 501 nt
Organism: Phytophthora sojae
Lineage: Eukaryota; Oomycota; Peronosporomycetes; Peronosporales; Peronosporaceae
Exons: 1
Coding region: 1-501 (166 amino acids)
Source: RefSeq, a predicted model, not a curated record